This is a messenger RNA of Cercospora beticola, 585 nucleotides long. Its product is annotated as DUF3237 domain-containing protein. NCBI's taxonomy places the organism in Eukaryota, Fungi, Ascomycota, Dothideomycetes, Mycosphaerellales, Mycosphaerellaceae. The record is from RefSeq and is a predicted model, not a curated record.
AUGACGGACGAGCACAAACUGCAAGAUUCACCAGGUCAUGACUACCUGCCCCUGCCGAUUUCGAUGAAAGUGCCCCAUAUGGACUUUAUUUAUCGUUUAAGCUGCGACAUGGCGGCUGAGAAUCACUCGGUGGGAGCGCCGUUCGAUGGUUCUCAUCGGAGGGUGAUCAUGCCAAUCGAAGGCGGCAGCGUCAAGGGACCCGGUAUCUCUGCGACAAUACAACAUAUGAGUGGUGCCGAUUGGGGCACUCAAGUUGCAGGCACAGAGUACAUGCGCCUUGAUGCACGCUAUACGUUGAAGACCGAUAAUGGUCAUUUCAUAUAUGUCCGCUCAAAGGGCAUCUUUUCCCCGCGGGAGGAUGACUUCUUUGCUAAAGGAGAACCGCACCAGAUGACACAGUCAGAUGUAGAAUGGUUCACACGUCUGCAAUUUGAUGCAGGUCCUGGGCCAUACAAUUGGCUCAAUGGGAUCAUGGCUAUUGGUGUCCUGUCGAUGCACGAUCGAAAGAUCAUCAUCGAUGCGUAUAGAGUGACGAACUUCCCAGGACUACCCGCGAAGGCUAUCAGCGUUAAAGCAAAGGCAUAG